UAUCCGCGUGUGCUGGUUCCUGAAAUAAUUAUUGCGAGUCAUUAUUGGUUAUGCUAAAAGCAAUGACGGGAUACGUGGCAGUCCCUCUAAUAGGCCCAUCCAACUUUCCAUCGUAGCAAAAGCACAGCCAUUGGUGGACAGAAACAUGAUAUUCACAUAGGUUGCAGCCCUGUGGCUUUUAGAUAGUCAUAAAUAAAAACCCUAUAAAAGGCUGAGAGUUGAAGGAUUGACGCUCUUGGCUUUGUGUUGUAAAUAUUGAGGUGAGCUACAAUGCUGCUGACGGCGGACCUACUACUUAUUUACCUUCUGGCAGUCAGUGGAGGGAAGCCUGUGUGUCAAACAUACGGGACAAAAGAACAGUCUAAAUUUUCUAUGGAAGGAGACAUCAACAUUGGAGGCAUUUUCUCCUUCCAUCAGAAUCCUGUCAUUGUCAAUCCAGCUCAUCAGGUCAACCCAGGAACCAUCCAGUGUGAAGGACUGGACGCAGGAGAGCUUCAAUAUGCCUUCACUAUGAUAUUUGCCAUAAGGGAGAUCAACAACAGCUCAGAUCUGCUGCCAGGAGUGACACUGGGUUACCGGAUCUUUGACUCCUGCCCGAGUGUCCCUGUGUCCAUCAGGGCAUCACUGAACCUGAUGAAUAGGUAUGAGAGUGGGGAAGGCAGUUGCAGCAAACUCUCAAACGUGCAUGCUGUCAUAGGAGAAACCACAUCAACUUCGACAAUAGGUAUUGCCCGCACCCUGGGCCCCUUCAAUAUACCCGUGAUCAGCCAUUCAGCCACGUGUGCAUGUCUUAGCAACAGAAGAGACUAUCCCUCUUUCUUCAGAACCAUACCUAGUGACAUCCACCAGAGCAAAGCCCUAGCAAAGCUUAUGAAACACUUUGGCUGGACCUGGGUAGGGGCUAUCAGAACCAACAGUGACUAUGGGAAUGGUGGCAUGGCCACUUUCCUGCAAGCAGCAGAAAGGGAAGGUGUGUGUGUUGAGUACUCACUGGCUAUUUACAGGACUGAUCCUAGGAAGUGGUUCCUAAAAGUGGUGGACAUUAUUAAGGAAUCCACCUCUAAGGUAAUAGUGGCAUUUGCUGAUGGCACAGACCUUGACAUUCUGAUUAAAGAGCUUCAUGCUCAGAAUGUGACAGGCCUCCAGUGGGUGGGCAGUGAGGGUUGGAUCACUUACCGCUAUAUUGCCUCUCCAGUGAACUAUGCUGUGGUACAGGGGGCGGUGGGCUUUUCAGCAUUAAAUGCUCACAUCCCCGGACUGCAGGAGUUCCUCGCAGACAGCAAACCGUCCACUACAAAGGGAGACCACGGACUGGUGGAGUUGUGGGAAACGGUGUUCGGCUGCACACUGACUCCCCAAGAAGCGACCCGAGAUCAGGGCUCGGUCGCCGGCUGCACUGGCGAGGAGUCUCUGUGGGACACAGACACACGCUUUACAGAUGUGGCAGAUGCAAGUUUGCUGAACAACGUUUACAAGGCCACGUACGCUGUCGCUCAAGCUUUGCACAUGUUGUUUACCUGCAAAGACGGACAGGGGCCUUUUGAGAACAACACUUGUGCUGAUUGGGAAAGUGCCCAACCAUGGCAGGUUCUGCAUUACCUAACGCUGGUCAAUUUCACCACUAAAAUUGGUGAAAGGGUCUUCUUUGAUGAGUUGGGCGACCCUGUGGCAAGUUAUGCACUGGUAAACUGGCAGAUGGAUGAGACAAAUGGCAUCGUCUUUAAAACCAUUGGGUUUUAUGAUGCCUCACAGCCUGAGGGGCGGCAGUUUAAGAUGAAAACAGAUGUGGGACCUAUCUGGGCAGGUGGGAAACUUGAAGUACCAAGGUCUGUUUGCAGUGAGAGUUGUUUACCGGGCACCCGCCGGGCGUUUGUCAAGGGCAAGCCUAUCUGCUGCUUCGAUUGCAUCACCUGUGCUGACGGGGAGUUCAGCAACACUACAAAUGCAGUGAAAUGUGACAAAUGCCUCCCCGAGUACAAGUCCAGCAAGGAGAGGAAUAACUGUCACUUGAAAUUGAUUGAGUUCAUCACCUACAGGGAAUUGAUGGGUAUACUGUUGGUCACCUUUUCUGUCAUUGGUGCCUGGCUGACAAUGACUGUAGCCCUGAUAUUUUUUCACUACAGACACACUCCUAUCGUCAGGGCCAACAACUCUGAGCUGAGCUUUCUGCUGCUCUUCUCCUUGACUCUGUGUUUCCUGUGUUCUCUGACCUUCAUAGGACGGCCCACACAGUGGUCCUGCAUGCUGCGACACACAGCAUUCGGCAUCACUUUUGUCCUCUGUAUCUCUUGUGUUCUGGGGAAAACUCUAGUGGUGUUAAUGGCCUUCAGGGCCACACUGCCAGGGAGUAACGUGAUGAAAUGGUUUGGGCCUGCACAGCAGAGACUCAGUGUUUUGUGUUUAACUUUCAUUCAGGUUGUAAUUUGUAUUCUUUGGCUGACGAUCAACCCUCCUUUCCCCUACAAAAACAUGAACUACUAUAAAGGAAAGAUUAUUCUUGAGUGUGCAUUGGGAUCCCCUGUGGCGUUCUGGGCUGUGUUAGGAUACAUUGGGCUUUUAGCCAUGUUGUGUUUUGUUCUUGCUUUUUUGGCUAGAAAGUUACCUGAUAAUUUCAAUGAAGCGAAAUUCAUCACCUUCAGCAUGUUGAUAUUCUGGGCAGUCUGGAUUGCAUUCAUCCCAGCGUAUGUCAGCUCUCCGGGGAAGUUCACAGUGGCUGUGGAGAUAUUUGCUAUUCUGGCUUCAAGUUAUGGGAUGCUGUUUUGUGUAUUUUUGCCGAAGUGCUAUAUCAUUUUAUUAAAGCCUGAGAACAAUACAAAGACGAAUUUGUUGAAUAGAGCGACCCGAAUAGCCUUUUGAUUUAUAUGUUAAAUCUUAGCUGGAGAUUUACUUUUUUUCCUGCCACUAAUUCUUUUUACUAUUAUACUGUUAUACUCAUACUAUACUAACUUAUUAACUCCCUAAUUUAAAUGAAAAUCAAUGUAUGGAUACCCAAAAAUAUACUUUGAUGGUGUACAAAAAAAAUUAAUAAUAAAAAAUGUGUCAAUGUGACAAUGGUCUAUCAAGUAAUGUGCUCAGAAAAUAAUAAUUUAAUUUUGCAACCUUUUCAACUGUUAACUGUACCGUAAAUGUGUUCCAAAAAUAAAGAUUGAACCUCCAUGUUCAACUUGUAAAUGAACAUCAAUAAUCUAAACAAAUAAUUGUGUA
This is a messenger RNA of Gasterosteus aculeatus aculeatus (three-spined stickleback), 3204 nucleotides long. Its product is annotated as extracellular calcium-sensing receptor. Lineage: Eukaryota; Metazoa; Chordata; Actinopteri; Perciformes; Gasterosteidae. Gene Ontology annotation, cellular component: plasma membrane. Gene Ontology annotation, molecular function: G protein-coupled receptor activity. The record is from RefSeq and is a predicted model, not a curated record. Gene Ontology annotation, biological process: G protein-coupled receptor signaling pathway.